Messenger RNA from Paramecium octaurelia, 630 nucleotides. NCBI's taxonomy places the organism in Eukaryota, Ciliophora, Oligohymenophorea, Peniculida, Parameciidae. The record is from the annotation of a GenBank genome assembly.
AUGAAUGAAUUAUGGUACGAUUAACUGAAAACGGAGAUUUAAAAUCAGAAUCAAAGUGAAAGAGAUCCGAUAAUUAAAAAAUAACGAUAGGAUAUCAUUUCAUUACCAUAUUUGAGACAUCCAAAACAACUAAGAGUUAAUAGUAUUACAAAUCUAAAAAAUAUUUCAUCAGAUCGAUUUAAAUAAUAUUUAUAAUAAAUACAGCUUAAAAGGUUGGUGAAAAGAGAUUAAUUCAAAAAUAAUUAUUCUGAAACAGAAAUAUAUCCAUUUUUGAAUUUGUAAGCAAAAUAAAUGAAAUUUUCUGAGAAAGAAUUUAAAGCUAAUAACAUGAGUGUUUCUAUCAGUCAAUCCAAUAUUUUAAAUUAAGGUUAGAACCUUCAAACAAAUAAGAUAUCUUUCGCUAGACUCAAUCUUCAAUAAAAUAAUGUCCCUUAAGCAAUUACAAAUAAUAAGGAUUCUUCAAGAAGAAUUAAAACUUUUAAUCAAAUCGAAAUUGUAGAAACUGUAGAUUAACCUGAAAGCAAGUAGCAACUCUAUCUAAAAUUGAGGUUAAGAAAUAGUGGUAUAAAAUAAACAAUCAAUAAUUGGAUUAAAUAAAGAUAUAAUUUCAACAGAAAAUUUAAUUCCUGA